GCGUCAUGGCUUCCAAGAUGCAGGAUUGUUAUCAGUGGUUCCUCCAAUACAAGAAAUGGGUCAUGAACAAUCCUCAGGGGGCAUCAGAAAUGGAAAGUGUGGUGAAAUGGGGGUCGUACUUUUUAGCUGGUCGUUUCAAGGACUCAACUCUCCUUUGUGAGAUAGUUUAUUCAGGAUCGAGACUUUUUGAGAUGUUCAAUGACUUCCUGGUUAGGGGAACUUUGCCUAAGCUUACCUCAAAGCAAGGAGACAAAUUAAAGGUGUUCCUAACUAUUUUGGAAUAUGUGGAGGUGCUAGUGGAAGUUGCAGCUGUUCAGUUAUGGGGGGAAAUGGGUCGCUGGGCAGUAGUUGCUAUCAUUCAACUAACAAAAUGUAUUGGCCGUUUCCUUCUGGUUCUGAAGUAUAAGACAUCACUAGUGUCAUCCCCACCAAUCAAGCCACUAGACCGCAGAGCUGUGAUGCAAACCAGACAGCAGAUGUACAACAAUCAAGGCUCAGUUCCUGAGUCAUUCCGUCUUCCCCAUUCUGGCCGUGUCAUGAGAACUCUUGCUGGAGCCCCACCAACUCAUCAGCGUACAUUUAACCCACCACAGCCUCCCAGUAACAAUGAAAAUGAAACAGUUGCUCAAAAGAUGUUAUCACCAAAGCAGCUAACAGCAGAGGCAUUGCAUAUUUUACGACCCAUUGGGCAUUUGACCAGUAUGUAUCUCUUUGGAAAGCAGUCUUGGGCACCCUGGGUUUUGGCUCUGGGCAUGGACAUUACAAGCUUGAACCUCUACAAUGAGUCCAUGUUGUCAGCUGCAGAACGAAGUGAACUGGCUCGAAGGAGAAUCAGUUUGUUAUACUACCUUGUCCGGUCUCCAGCAUUCCACACAGUGACUCACAAGCGUAUAAAAUACUUCUUGACCACAGUGGGCAAUAGAGUCCCUUUGGCUCGAACAGUUUGCCAGCCUUUGCUUGAAUACAUUCCUGAAUGGCAGAAGAUUUAUGCUUACACUUGGAGUUAGGUUGUCCCAAAGAGAGAGACUGUGAAUAGGUGAUAUUCAGAAGGUGUACAAUACAAUCUGGAGACAAUGAAAGAUAACCUCUUACUGUACAUAGAUGAUGUACAUAUAUAACUCUCGUUAUAUAUUUCUCUACCUUUAGUAUACAACAAUUGUAAAUAAUUUGCAUAAUAGCUUAUUGUCAUUGGUUUAUAGAUUGUUGAUAUUCUCAAUCUUCAUCAGAUAGAAAAAGGUUGAUACUAAAUUAGGUAUAGUCAUUUUGCAAAAAACAACAACAUUGAGUUGGUUUUAUACUGAGGAUAUAGAGGUUUGAAUAUAUAGAUAUUAUGCAGUAUUAUGUGCUAAACCUGAGCUAGUCAGAGUUAUUAAGGUAUUUGGAAGGUGAGAAAUAGCUUAAACAACUAUGGAUUUUACUCCCUAAAAAUUUGCAUAUGUAAAAGAUAUUGUAAUUUGACAUGCAGCAUCUGCCUCAGCAAAUGAUUACAGUGUUUCAUAAGCUGAUUUUAAAUGCUAAAUAU
Messenger RNA from Penaeus vannamei (Pacific white shrimp), 1522 nucleotides. RefSeq names its product peroxin 16 (gene Pex16). NCBI's taxonomy places the organism in Eukaryota, Metazoa, Arthropoda, Malacostraca, Decapoda, Penaeidae. Gene Ontology annotation, cellular component: peroxisomal membrane. The record is from RefSeq and is a predicted model, not a curated record. Gene Ontology annotation, biological process: peroxisome organization.